Molecule: messenger RNA, 3013 nt
Organism: Brassica oleracea var. oleracea
Lineage: Eukaryota; Viridiplantae; Streptophyta; Magnoliopsida; Brassicales; Brassicaceae
Exons: 1
Coding region: 298-2835 (845 amino acids)
Source: RefSeq, a predicted model, not a curated record
ACCAUACAUUAGCUCAUGAACCAACACUACCACUAUUUGCUUAUGAAAGUCAAUGCCUUUUCUGACUUCAACAGAGAGAGAGAGAGAGUGGUUUCUUGGAUUCCUUCUUCAUUCUCUGGUUUUCCUUUUCGUACUUUCUUCUUCUUCUUCUUCUUCAAGUCAAUUUCGUUUCUUUACUCUUUUGUUCAAACCCUAAUCAAAAAGUUUCCAUUUUUAGAGUCUCUCUUCUAGGGUUUUCCUUAAAGAUCCUCUCUUUCUCUUCGACCCUUUCACCCGAAUCAUCAUCUCAUUCUCCAAAUGCAUUUCUCUCUGUGGAAGCAAAUCCACCACUGCGCCACUCUCAUCUUACACAAGAGCAAAAGCAGCCGAAGAAGAAGCCCCGAUUCCUCCCUCAACGCCACGAAAGAAGCUGCCUUGCUUCGGAAGCUCUACGAAGACAUGCUCAGGGAAGCUCUAGAGGAAGCCUCCGAGAACGGGUCCCUCCUCAAAUCCCAAACCAUCGACCAAGAAGAGAAUCAAGUGGGCCGCUCCAGAUCCUUAGCUAGACUCCACGCGCAGCGUGACUUCCUACGCGCCACCGCUUUAGCAGCCGACCAUGUCUACUCCUCAGAAGACUCCCUCCCCGACCUCCUCGAAGCUCUCGCCAAGUUCCUCGCCAUGUACCCCAAGUACCAAGCUUCAGACAAAAUCGACCAGUUGAGAUCUGACGAGUACAGCCACUUGUCAAGCUCAAGCUCAAAGGUAUGUCUAGACUACUGCGGGUUUGGUCUCUUCUCGUACGUUCAGACUCUCCACUAUUGGGACACGUGUACUUUCAGCCUAUCCGAGAUCACUGCUAAUUUAAGCAACCACGCGCUCUACGGUGGAGCAGAGAGCUCCACCGUGGAACAUGAUAUCAGAGCCAGGAUCAUGGACUACUUAAACAUCCCUGAGAGCGAGUACGGCCUCGUCUUCACCGUGAGCAGAGGCUCAGCUUUCAAACUCCUAGCCGAGUCCUACCCUUUCCAGACGAACAAGCGUCUUCUGACAAUGUUCGACCACGAGAGCCAGUCUGUUAACUGGAUGGCGCAGACUGCUAAGGAGAAAGGCGCCAAGGCGUACAACGCGUGGUUCAAGUGGCCGAGUUUGAAGCUUUGUUCGACCGAUUUGAAGAAGAGGCUGUCUUACAAGAAACGGAAGAAGAAAGACUCCGCGGUGGGGCUGUUCGUGUUCCCUGCUCAGUCGAGGGUGACCGGGGGUAAGUACUCUUACCAGUGGAUGGCUUUGGCUCAGCAGAAUCAUUGGCAUGUGUUGCUUGACGCUGGCUCUUUAGGUCCUAAAGAUAUGGACUCCCUCGGUUUGUCGUUGUUCCGUCCUGAGUUUAUUAUAACUUCUUUCUACCGUGUGUUUGGUCAUGAUCCGACGGGGUUUGGUUGUCUUUUGAUUAAGAAGUCAGUGAUGGGUUCUCUUCAGAGCCAGUCUGGUAAAACAGGUUCAGGAAUAGUGAAGAUCACUCCUCAGUAUCCGCUCUAUCUGAGUGAUUCAGUAGAUGGUCUUGACGGAUUAGUUGAUAAGACAGAAGAAGAAGCUCGUCGUCCGGCUUUCUCAGGAGCAUACACUUCAGCACAGGUGAACGAUGUGUUUGAAACAGAAGAUAACAUCUCUUCAGACAGAGAUGGGACUACCAGCACGACGAUUUUCGAAGAGACUGAGAGUGUUUCGGUUGGAGAGCUGAUGAAAAGUCCCGUGUUUAGUGAAGAUGAGUCGUCUGAGAACUUCUGGAUCGAUCUUGGUCAAAGCCCUGAUCAGCAUAAUAGCAACAAGAUUGUAUCUCCUCCAAUGCCACCGGUUUGGUUCUCCAAACAGAAACGUCACUCGCCUAAACCAGUGGUACCAAAGAGUUACAGUAAUCCUACAUAUGAUGGUUGUAGAGAAGUCCUCUCGUUCGACGCUGCUGUUAUGUCAGUUACAGAGAAAGGGACAAACACUGCACCUUUGAGGAGUUCUGGUGGUUCAUCAGAGAUCAAAGAGAGCGCGAUUAGACGAGAGACAGAAGGAGAGUUCAGGUUGCUAGGAGGGAGAGACGGAGGUAGAAGCAGGCUUUUAGGUGUGGAGGAUGAACACACAAGCAAAGGAAGAAGAGUUUCGUUUAACGUGGACCAUAUUAGUCAUAGUGUAGUAGAGCCUGGUGAAGCCUCUCUAGCUAGUGUUUACGAUGACGAGUACAAUCACACUAGUGAUGAGGAGGUUGCUGAUGAUGAAUGGGAUAGGAGAGAGAACGAGACAGAGAUUGUUUGCAGACAUAUCGACCAUGUGAACAUGCUUGGUCUUAAUAGAACAACGACCAGGCUCAGGUUUCUGAUAAACUGGCUUGUGGUGUCGUUACUGCAGCUACAAGUGGCUGAACCAGGAGGUGGAAGGAGCAUGAGCCUUGUGCAAAUAUACGGACCAAAGAUCAAAUACGAAAGAGGGGGAGCGGUUGCGUUCAACGUUAGAGAUAGGAGCAAAGGUUUUGUUAGUCCAGAGAUUGUUCAGAGACUGGGUGAGAGAGAAGGUAUAUCUUUAGGGAUUGGUAUACUGAGUCACAUACGCGUGGUGGAUGAUGAUAAUAAACAUAGAAGCCAUAGAGGGAGGAGUAGAGAAGAUAGUGGUGGUUUGAACUUGCCGAGUGAAGCUGGGAGGAACGGGUUUAUAAGAUUUGAGGUUGUGACAGCUUCUCUUAGCUUCUUGACGAACUUUGAAGAUGUUUACAAGCUUUGGGGGUUUGUAGCAAAGUUUUUAAACCCUGGUUUUGGCAGAGAAGGUUCGCUUCCUACUGUUGAAGAAGAAGAAGAUGCAGAGGACUCAGAGACGUAGUAGAGUUUGGUAGUAGAAAUGGACAAAGCUUGUUGAUCUAAAGAUUCUGCUUUUGUUAGUGUUUUUGGUUUGGGUGAGAAUUGAGAAACAAGAGUUACAGAAAGAUUCAGAAACACGUAGCACUUAUUUUAAUUACUACAAAACUGAUUCAGAUCAAUAUAUACAUCCAGAUUCUUUA